AUGUAUGAACCUCCGAAAUUGGUAAUAGGGCGCGCAAAUCCGAAACCAGGGCGUCACAUUGUUAUUCCUACCAAUUCAAUGAAUGAUGAUGAGUAUGAAUAUGUCUAUGAUUACGAUGAAGAGGAGGAUUACGAAGAAGAAGAAUAUUCAGAUGAUCAAUUUCCAGGAGAAGUAGUAAAUAACUUUGAUGAAUCUAACAGUGAACCUAUUAAUAAUGCUGCUACAUCUCCUCGUUUUCAAAUAAGUCCAUCAGGAAAACUUCUUGAUAUUGUAAUCAAACCAAACAAAGCAUUGGUUCCAAACAAGACAGCAAACAUCAUAAAAGAAGGUUCUAACAUUAUUAUUAAGAGUAUUAACAAUGUUGAAGAAAAAGAAUUAAAUAAUAAGCCAAAAUUACCAGAAGGAGUCAGCAUUGUUCUCUCCAAACGUGGAAAAUUAAGUGAGCAACUCGAAUUACAAGAAUACGAGAAGAAAAGAGAAGAAUAUGAAGAACAAAAAAGAAUUAUGGAGGAAAAACUUAACAAUCAAGAUCCAAAUAGACCGAAACCAUCCGAAGUAUUACCUUCUGUUGAACAAAUUGACUUCAAUAACACUUUAACUCUUAAUGAUGAUGAUUAUUUGUUUUUAUGCUCCUUAAAAUCGACAACAAACACAAUCGAAGCUGACAAAAGUAAGCAAAACUUAUCAUCACUCAAGACAAACCUCAAUAUCUCUCGUGCAACUAAAAAAGCUGAUAUAAAAAUCGAAUUACCAGCAGGAGACAAGAAAGCUCAGCUCACUUAUCAACAACGUGCGAAUAUACCUAUAUUUACAAACAGAAAACUCACAACUUCUGAGUUGAAAAAACAUAUUCGCGUAGAAAAGAACGGUGUUGAUCUUUUACAGGAUGAAAUCGAUGUUUUCGACAAUAUUGAUGCCGAAGAAGAGGAAGAGGAGGAAGAAGAAGUAAAAAUCGAUCCAAAAAAGCCGAAAAUUAUUUUACCUUCAGUUCAGCUUCCAAAGAAAGGCGGCGAAGACAUUAUGCACGAGGUAAAUUUAAUUGGCCUCGAUGGCAAAGCCAGAAAUGUGAAAUACAUCAUGCUUCCAAAUCUUAAUGAAACAAAACAGCCAGAGAUCAACGUUUUGCCAAGAAACGAAAUGCAGAUCGAACCAUUAGUACUCAGACAUACAUUCUAUACCGUCAGUGAUCUCAGAAAGAUCAAGGAAGACAUGUUGAAGAAUAAUUUGCUCGCAACUCCUGUUAAGAGGACAUCCGGUCUCGAAACAUUAUACAGACUUCAAGUAGAAAUGAAGAACCCUGCAGCCAUGAAGGAUUACGGAUUUUUCAGACGCGGUACAUUAGAAAUCUCCUAUCAAUCGCUAGAACCAUUACAGCCAGUGAUCAGAACAGCAGUUACAGUUGCAAAGAAUACUCCUGCAGUUCAAGAUUUCCUCAAGAACAAUCAGAAUCAGAACCAACAACAACCGGCAGGUCCGAAAUUGGCCCAACUCCAAACCGUUGUUCAGUUGGCCGACCCACUAGAGCUUAUCAAGACCAGAAAGGAGCAAGACAAGUUCAUUCCAACAGUUUUCGCAAAAGCAGUCGGUUUAUGGGAUGAUAAAUCAGAAGACGCGUUCAAGGCAUUGACAAAGAAGACAUUUAACAGAUUGACAAUCCGAAAUGUCAAAGAAACUCUCGAAUCUUAUUCACCGGAAUUAAAUACAGCGGAAAGAAUCGAUUUCGCUGUUUCAACCUUCGUAAAGAAAGCGAAAGCAGAGCCAUCAUUCGCUCCUACAUACGCACAAUUCGCUGCACAAUGUUCUGUACAAGAAUUUCGUUUACGUGUUGUACAGGACACAAUUAACUCAUUCUUUGAGUUGUUGGCCAACCCUGGAAAGGCAGAAAACGAAAUAGAUGUUCAAGAUGCCGUUGGAGCUUCAUGUUUCUUCGCAUCUCUGAUUGCUGAAGAAGCUACACAAGAAGUUAAUGGCCAAACAGCUAUUAACCAACUUCUUGAAGCAAUAGAGAAGCCAAAUCCGCAUUCAACUCAUAUAGAAAUGCUCAAUAAAUUCAUUCCUUACUCAGGAUACGAAUUCGUAAAGAAAAUCGAUGGUUCGUACUGGAAUCGUAUGGAAUUUCUCUUAAAACGUAACGAUAUCAAGCAAAGAUACAAGUUCUUGAUAACAGAGAUAUUCGAGGCCAAGAACAAGUUAAUGCAGGGCCACGAGAUUGUAGAAACACUGGCGUACGGAAAGAUGACGGAGAACAUGAUCCAAACUGUAAGAGAUUUGUUCAAGGAAUUCAAGGAGAAGAAAGAGUUGCCUGAAAACCAGCUGAUGCCUAAUGAUUUCUUCCAGGCCGCACUCGAAAUCAUCCCAGAAUUUCACCAUACAGAGCAACAUAACUAUUACUGUUUCGUUGCGGACAUGUGUAAGUAUAAUGGUAUUUACGCUGAUGACUGUGUUGAUAUUAUUGCUAACUCUUGCGUCGCGUUCGAAGAAAAAGGACUUCCAAAGACAUAUACUCAAAUUUGGGCAGCGAUUUCGGAUAUUUCUAUCGUUCUAUUUUUGAAAGGAGUCAUAGAAUUGCGUGAUUGUCAGGAAAUCCAUAGAAUUUUCAAUCCAGGAACAUGGAAUUACAAGAACGACAUCAAAUGGUAUCUCUUCGAUCACCACAACUUCGUGAGAUCUCUUCCUGCUCCUGGUCUUGAUGAUGUUGAAAUCAAAACAGCUCUUUCUAUGCCAGAUUUAAUCAGAAUGAGAGAUAUCCAUAUCCCUGUCAUGUCUAGAUUAGUAGCAAUAUCUAUUUGCAGAGCAUUAUGUGCAGCUAUUGAUUCAGAAGCUAUCAUGGCUGUUGACAAAGUUCCAAUCAAAUGGUUGCAAGUUUUUGCUAAAGCUUACAGAUACCAAACUAAGACAGUUAAAGAUGAAUUGGUUAUUUUCAUCAGACACUACUCAGAAAUUCCAUUCAGUGCUGGUGAACUUAUCAGAGAAUUUGCAAUUAUUAGAGUGUAA
Molecule: messenger RNA, 2994 nt
Organism: Trichomonas vaginalis G3
Lineage: Eukaryota; Parabasalia; Trichomonadida; Trichomonadidae
Product: armadillo (ARM) repeat-containing protein family
Exons: 1
Coding region: 1-2994 (997 amino acids)
Molecular function (GO): RNA binding; protein binding
Source: RefSeq, a predicted model, not a curated record